UUUUUCGUCGCUUUAUGUGUAUUCGUCGUAGCUGUUUCGGUUGAAGUACCCCGUGAUGUAAAAGUGAACCUGGUAUCGGGUUCUUCGAUUAGCAUCUCUUGGGUUGGAGUGGAAGGUGCUUCUUCGUACACGCUCGAUAUUCAGCCUGCUCCGACGAUGUGGAACAAGCUGACGGUGAGUAGUGAUUAUGCGUUUAUUGACGGUCUGCUUGCGGGUGAGGAGUACGCGAUCCGUGUAGCUGCGACUGUAAAUAAUGUGCAGUCUGCUUUUUCUACGGAGGUGAAAGUGACUCCGUCGGGAGCGCCCAUCCUUGCUCCGGCUCCUCGUGUUCUUUCUUACGACGAGAGUUCCGUGACUCUGGGUCGCCGUCACAUGCAUCACUAUGGGAACGGUCACGAAUUAUCGAAAGUGAUCGUGGAGGUGUUGGAGGAAGGCGGUUCUUCCCGUGAGUUGGAGUUUGCUUACAAACUUCCUCUGAAAAUCAGCGGUCUCUCUGUGGGCAAGACGUAUUCCUUCGCUUGGCGUUUCGGGAACGGGAAAGGCGUUCAGGAAACGUACUCUCGCUUGAGCGUGCCGGUCACUCUGAAGCAGUCGACCAUUCCCGAUCCUCCUGAGCACAUCCACCUCCGUGUGGACGGAUCCUCUCUGUCGAUGCGUUGGCGCUACCUCCAAGCGACGGGCAAGCCCGUUCUCAAGUUCAACGUGCGCGUGAGCGACCUGCUUGGGCGCGUGCUGUUCGAGAAGGUGUCUUACAAGCCGCACGCGCAUUUCCGCGGGCUCCCUGCGGUGGAUGGCGUGCGUGCGGAGGUCAACGUGAUGACGGCUGGGGGUCUGAGCGCGUGGUCGCAGCCCGUGGUGUUCCGCGCGGAGGAUCCGUGGGUGGAGGUGAAGUCGGUGCGCGCGUUCGGGGAGUCGGCGUUGGUGCGUGUGAAUCUGACGGCGCCGGGGACGCUGCUGUGCUCGUACCACGCGCCGUCGAUCCGCCCCGCCUUCGUGGACCGUCCUGUGCGGCACGCGGGCGAGGCGCGCGUUCUGCUUGGCGGCCUGGAGCCCUCGACGCAGUACACGGUGGAGUGCUCGCUGAACGCGGGGAACCGCACGGUGCAGUCCGCGGGAAGGAGCUUCGAAACGGGCGAAGCGGCGGCGCGGCUGACGAUCACGGACGUGGAGCCGUUCGCGACGUUCGCGCGGAUCCGAGUGAAGAGCGACACGCCCGGCGAUGCGCUGUGUCUGCCGCAGCGGAGACGGUUUGGACGGCCGUCGCUCGCGGCGUUCGCGCGGCUGGCGAAGCGGUUUCAUAUAAAGAACCCGGGGGAGGAAGUGACGGUGGUAACGGAGAACCUGCAUCGGGGAAGCGGGUAUCGACUGCAGUGCAUGAUGGAACAUGAGUUGUACCGCGAAAUGGGGUAG
Molecule: messenger RNA, 1410 nt
Organism: Blastocystis hominis
Lineage: Eukaryota; Bigyra; Opalinata; Blastocystidae
Exons: 6
Coding region: 157-1410 (417 amino acids)
Molecular function (GO): protein binding
Source: RefSeq, a predicted model, not a curated record